This is a messenger RNA of Myxocyprinus asiaticus (Chinese sucker), 5472 nucleotides long. RefSeq names its product ankycorbin-like. Bases 272 to 3307 code for a protein of 1011 amino acids. Gene Ontology annotation, molecular function: actin binding. The record is from RefSeq and is a predicted model, not a curated record. The transcript has 18 exons. Lineage: Eukaryota; Metazoa; Chordata; Actinopteri; Cypriniformes; Catostomidae.
UCAGGCAGCGCGAGCGAGAGCGCCACUUGAAUGGAUUUUUGUCGGUGAAUAACUUUGCUGCUGGUUUCUCCACACUAGCCCUCCGCUCGCUUUUCUGCCGGUUAGUUCUAAUAUUUGAGAGAUUAGCUAUACUAAGUGGUAUAAGAAGCACUCAACACCAGUACACCACUCGGAAAAGUCUGUUAGCAGCAAACCCCUGAGGUCGGUUUGUGCGGCUUAACUUUUGCAAAGUGGGCGUCCCGGGAUCUUUUUGGAAUCUUAAUGGACUAAUAUGAAGAGCCUGAAGGCAAAGUUUAGAAAGAGUGAUGCCCAUGAAUGGAAUAAGAAUGACGAGCGUCUCCUGAGUGCAGUGGAGCAUGGGGAGUCAGACAAAGUUACCUCCCUCAUCUCAAAGAAAGGAGCCAAUCCCACCAAGCUUGACAGCGAGGGAAAGUCUGCUCUACAUGUAGCAGCCACUCGAGGUCAGGUGGAGUGCCUUGCAGUCAUCCUGGCUUAUGGGGCCGAUGUUUCUCAACAGGAUGCUUCAGGGUUUACUGCUUUACACCUUGCUGCCAAAAACAACCAUCCUGAGUGUGCCAAAAAGUUGAUACAGAGUAAGUGUGUGGUGGAUGCUGUGGACAUAUCAGGAAGGACAGCUCUUCAUCUCGCAGCCGCCAAUGGAAACACUGUGAUAGUUCUACUUCUCUGCGAGCACAAGUGUCAAGUCAAUCUUAAGGACUUGGAUGGCUCAACGGCCCUUCUUUUGUCAGCCAGACAUGCACAUGCAGAAGUUUGCCAGAGUUUGAUGGAUUGGGGCGCUGACGUCAACACUAGUGACAAAAACGGCAGAACUGCAGUGAUGUUGGCCAGUGAGAGCAGCUCUUUGGCCGCUGUGGAGCUGCUUGUGCAGAGGGGAGCUGACCUGCACAUGGUGGACUCGCUGGGCCACGACGUUCUGCAUUAUGCCAAACUUUCAGGAAGCAGUGAAAUCCGAACCAUUCUCAAUGCAGCUCUCCACAGUCAGCAGUCUGAAUCUGAUAAGAGUUUUGCAAGAACCCCUCAGCAUGGUCAAAUGGCUAAGCUAAAUGACGACAGAAGCUCCACCCCCAAAAAGAGAAAAGCACCUCCUCCUCCUCCCAUUAGCCCAAUUCAGUCGGCUGGUUUUGCAUCGCCACCUUAUUUUACUCCAUCUGAAACUCCUUUGUCAAGUAAAAGUGAUUCAUCUAAGAGAUUCAGUUACAAGGAGGAGGAGCUGAAGAGUGCUGCACUAAAGGAGGAGAUAGAAAAAUUGCACGAGGAAAAGAUCAUGCUGCUCAAAACCAUUGAAGAUCUGAAGCAGAUUGUGGAGCAGACUGAGCCCAAGGCGAAGCACUGUGGGAAUGCAGAUUCAGUGCUGAUUGCAGCUCUGCAAGCAAAAAUAUCUUGUCUCUCCCUGGAAAACCAGCAGCUCGCCCAAAUAAUAAAGAAACGUCCAGCUCCCCAAGGAGAGGAAGGCCAGGGGGGAUCCCGUCCAAACAGCAUUGAAUCUAAUGCCUCAUACCACUCCACUCGUGCAGAUUUUGAACUCUCCAGUGACAUACACAUCCAUACUAGUGACAAAGAGGAUCUCUCAGAGUUGUCUGCUCUCAGUGGCUCCUCACAUAAACAUGAGAUGGAGGAAGAAGCCAUAAAGGUAUGUUCAGAUGAAGAAGUUGGGCUGUUACGGGAUGCACUAGAGAAUUUACAGGCCAAACUGCUACAGUCCAGAAUGGAGAAUCGCUCCCUUCAGGCCAGACUCAACACUGACUCUAAGAUGGAGAAGUUUAGGGAUGAAGUUUUGUCUAAAAGCAUGGCCGAACUACAAGAUACCCCAAAAUACCAAGAAGCUUUACAAGAGUUACAGGCUCUCAAGGACAUGAGGGGAGAUUUAAGUAGAGAAGACGAUGAUGUGGUACAGAAGUUUCAGUAUUUGAAGGGCUGCCUAGAGCAAGAGGUAAAAGAACUAAAGGGAAAGUUGGCCAAAUCACAGGAGGAACAAAAGCGGGAUGCUUGUUUGAUAAGGGAUCUUCAGGCUCAAAUCCAGAGCGGUCAUCUAUCCGAGGAUGAGCAUCAAGACAUGAAGAACACCUACAAUGCUUUGGUGGAGAAUAUUAACCAGGAGAAGGCGCUGUUAAUCGAGAAGUACAAGGAGUCUCAAGAGGAGAUCAAGAUGCUUCAGGAGGCCCUCCGUGGCACUGUGCCUGUUGAGGCUGCUGCCAAAGACUUUGAGGAGAUGAAGGCAGAGCUCGGUGAGAUUAUUGAUGGGCUGCAGAGGCGCCUUUUGGAGCUCUCGAAAUCGUACAGCGAAGCCAAAAGCGAGCUUAGCACUGCCCGCAACCAGCUGCAGGCCAAAGCUUCAGAGCCUGAGGACAAGCCAGACGUGGUGUGUGUCACCAAGGAGGAGCACGAGCAGAAAAUUCAAGAGCUGGCUUUCAAGAUGAAGGACGUUCAGAACAUUCUGAAGGACACGGAGGCCAGGCAUCAAGCGGCGCUUAAAAAAAUUGCCCAGCUUCAACUAGAUGCUGAGAACCAGGCCCUGACUUCUGUAGCCAUUGCAGACCACACCCAGGUGGUGGCAUCCUUGGGGAAUGCCAUCAAGAACCUGGAGGCUGAAGUUGAAGUUCUUCAACAGCAGCUGGCCCAGAAGACUUUGCAGGUGGAUGGUUUGCAGAAUAGACUGACAGUUGAGAAAGAUGUAACUCCGGAUGAUUUGUUAUCCAGACUGGAAUAUGAGCAAAUGAGGGAGACACUGGAGGGUGAGAUAAGUCACCUAAAUGACCUGCUAAAGGAUGCUCUUAGGAAACAGGAUGAAAUGGCACUGGAGGUGACGGCUGCGUGGCAGGAAGUGAAAGACAGCAGAAAAGAAAAAGAAGCUGCACAGGAGCUUGCUGUAUGUAGGGAACAGGAAUGCAGUGCGGUAAACACAAGGUUCAGAGAGGCCCAGGAUGUCAUUGUUCAGUUAAAGAAGCAGGUGGAGAACCAUGUGAACUCUGAGAGAGAGAAAAAUAAAAAGAUUGAUGAGCUGUCAAAGGAGGUUAUCAAGUUGAAGGAUGCUCUGAACAGCCUUUCGCAGCUGUCAUACACCACCAGCACCCCUAAGAGACAACAGAGCCAGCAGGUGGAUUCACUUCAACAGCAGAUUAAACAACUGCAAAAUCAACUUGCUGAGUCCAAGAAACGUCACCAUGAAGUUGUCUCAGUUUACCGAAUGCAUCUUCUCUAUGCUGUGCAGGGUCAGAUGGAUGAAGAUGUGCAAAAGGCUUUGAAACAGAUACUUGUAAUGUGCAAAAUGCCAGCUGAGGCCAAGUGAUGAAGCUGACACUGUAGUUGUUCAUGAACUGCCAAAAAAUGGUGAUCUAAGACAAUUUAUCCAAGGACUCAAGUCCAUGAUCCAUCAGUCAACACUACACAUUUAGUCAUGCUGGGUAAUUGAAAUUGCCUUUGGCCAUCCCCACAUAUUGUGGAGAAAUAUAGCAAAGGAAGCAAUCGAUCCUGCUAAGUGUGCACAAAAGCUCCUAGGUCAUACAGUACCAGACACAGAAAUAGAACCUACAUCACAGAUAUUUUUUAAUUUGUUCUUAAAAGCAUUUCUAUUUUUGUCAACAACAAAAAAAAAAUAUGAUCAGUAUUUGAUCUUGUUACAAUGUAAUCAGAAUUAAUUUUAGUUUCCAUUAAAGUAGAAUGCCUGUCAGUAACAAUGAAAGCACAAUGCACAUUUUAGCAGAGUACUUUGGCCUGCAAAGCAGUUCAGUGGUACUCACCUAUGACAACUGAGUUUUCUUUGUAGUGUGUGUAUUUUCUAAAAUUGCAACCAGUUGUAGUACCAGCAUGCUGUGACAAUUGAAGCGGUUCAAUGUUUGUUCUAAGGCAUUGUGACCUUUUUCGAAUCAUUUUGAAUAAUCUACCAUUUCAGGGUAUGUGCUUUGACAAAAUGCCCAUGCGCCAAAUGCACUUUCCGUAGAGAAUAGUCGGUGUUCCUUUAAAGCCAGCAUUUACCUGCCAUAUCCAGGACACCUGAUGUGUUAUGUCCAUGUGCCUCUGCUCAUUUCUAAGGCCCAUGGUAAUGUUUUGGAGUAUAAAGCAUUUAAAGCUGCGCUAUAUUUCUUUGCAUUAUGCUUGUUUGCUUGGUUAUACCAGGUUGCUGCACUGUAGUAAAAUAUAGUAGUUGUAGAUUUGUAUUUGUCUGGACAUCCUAAACCUGUAGUCUUUUUGAAGUCUCAGCAUGUUAAACAAUUACUUUAGUUAGUGAUAUACUAAAAAUGGGUGGUAUACAACACAGUGAGAGAUGAGUUUUACCCCCAAGCACUUCAGUGUAGUUGUGGUUUUGCAACAAAUAAGGUUUUUGUAUGGAUGAGAUGGUGCUGUAUGAGCGGAAUAAAACUACAUGUACUGCAUCUGUGUACAGUAUGAACAGAAUUCACCCACUUUAGGAGUUACUGAAAUGUGGGCAACACAGAGGGUUUUUGACACUAAACAACAAACAUGCAUUUUAAUUAUUAAAUUAAAUAUGCAGUUGCACUUGAACACAUGCUAUUAAUUUGGAGAACAUGGUGUAAAUGUUAUUUUUAACCUUGCACUAAAGGUUAGCUUAUUAUUUAGUAAAAUGUACCUUCAUAAUUUGAGGUUGAAGAAUGAGUGGGUCGUGGACAAGUGCUUUCAAAUACAAUACAGCACACAGAAUUUGUGUAUGAAGUGUCCAUUACCAAGAAAUGACGUCCUUAGGUGCCAUCUUUUGUUGAUUAGUUAACUCUCCAGACAACCUGCUAGUUAAAUUCUGUAAUCAUUUUCUCGAGUGCCAAUUUAUUACCGAACUUCAAUGAGUAUAUACAAAAACACAAUAUCUAUAGAUCAGAUAGCAAAUAUGACUGUUGUAUGAGAUGAUAGAUACAAAGAUUUCAAACACCUGUUAAGUAAAAUAUUCUCUUUGAAUAGUUUCCAUCCAUCUUGAGCCCUUAUGAGUGUCAUUUUCACAAUCAGUUCAUAGUUGAGUUGUUUUUGUUUGUUUUCUUAUGCAUUUGUAUUUUAAGUCAGAGAACAAGUUGUUGGCCAAGUAUUUUUGCUUAGUAAUUAAACUUGUUAUGAGUUGGCUCUUUUUUUUUUUUUUUUUUUUUUGUCUUCAUUGUAGUAAAAAACUCAAAACACAUUUUUAAACAUGCUUUUUAAAUAAUGUUAGGAUUGGGAGUGGACAUGCUUCCUUUUGAGUUGAUCACUCUGUUAUCAAACAAACUUGCUGUGAAUUCUCUUUUAUUAACCCUUAGAACAAAUCACCAGUAAUUGUGUAAUGAUAUUUUUUGCCAUAUGUUUUAAUAACAUUGUAGGAUGACCAAACCCCUAGGAACUUGUUUUACAAAUUGAAAGAAUUCAUCAACUAGAGCUUUGUGUUAAAAUAAGGCUGCAAAAUGUUUGUAUUUUUAUGUCUCUAUUUGCAAAGGUCUCAGAGAUGCUCAGCCUUGCCAAAUACAGCUCAAUGUGUGA